AUGAGUUCCGAACAAUACCUCGCCGGCAAAACUGCCAUCGUCACUGGUGCAUCAAAGUCCAAUGGUAUCGGAGCUGCCACAGCUCUAGCACUUGCCAAGCACGGCGCCAACAUCUUGGUUCACUACGCCUCCAACGCUGAGGCAGCUGAGAAAGUCGUCGCUCAGAUCAAAGGGCUAGGCGUCCAAGCCAUUGCCGCCAAAGCAGAUGCGUCAUCAGAGUCUUUCGGUACCGAUCUUGUCCAGGCUGCACUUGAGGGCCUCAACACGAAGACCAUCGACAUCAUCGUCAACAAUGCUGGAAUCCCGAUGUAUCACCCCGAAAUCGCCGCUGUUGGCAUCGAGUCUUGGGACCAGACUUUCCGCGCCAAUGUCCGCGGUCCGUUCUUGCUCAUCCAGGCAGCACUUCCUUACAUGCCCCGCGGAGGACGCAUCGUCAACGUCGGCAGUAUUGUGGCGAAGCUGGGAAUUCCCGCGCUGACGGUGUACGGAGCUUCCAAAGCGGCCUUGACGUCUAUUACGGCGUCUAUGGCUGGAGAGCUUGCUGCCAAGGGAAUUACUAUUAAUGUCGUGUCGCCGGGCCCCGUUGCUACGGACAUGACCAUGACUGGCACGCCGAUCGGUGAUAAGUUGCGGUCUCAUCAAGCUGAUCCUCGUGAAGGGGAGGCUAGUGAAGUGGCUGGUGUUAUCUUGUUUAUGGCGAGCCCAGCGUCGAGCUACAUCACGGGUCAGUUGAUUCCUGUGGAUGGGGGUAUUCAGAUGCCGUGA
This is a messenger RNA of Fusarium sp. VM40, 765 nucleotides long. The record is from the annotation of a GenBank genome assembly. NCBI's taxonomy places the organism in Eukaryota, Fungi, Ascomycota, Sordariomycetes, Hypocreales, Nectriaceae.